GCAAGGUGAAGGACAUAGCUCUGUGUAUCCAAAAUGGGAGGAAGUCGGAUGAAUUGAGGUGUUUUCUCACAUCAGACUAAAUAUGGAGGCUAAGCCCAUUGUGACAUGCCAUGGAGACCAAAGCUUGUUUUCCCAACUGCAUCCCAUGGUUCUUAAUGGUUUGCCAAAAGAAUCAUGUGAAUGGAAAAGAUCAUACGGCCGAGCACCUCGCACUUUACAACUUGAAGCAAGUUUUGUUCCCUAUGAUGCUGACAUCCUCCCUGAAGAAGAUGACAGAGUCCUCAUCAGUAGACCAUACUUCCAUAUAUACUGGACAGACUGUGACCUAGAAGGCUACAAGCAGACAGUGAAAGAAGACAUUGCUGAAUGGCAGGCUGCACUGAAGGGAAAGAACAUCCCAGACUGGUUGAUCGUGGUGGUAGUGAUGGAUGAAAGCAAACUCAAAUCCAAAAUUCUCCCAAGGUCGUCUGUGAUAGACAAAGUCAAGAGUGACUUCUGCAGCAAGGCACAAGAAAGAUGUCUGGUGCUGACAGAGCCGAUGAAGACUGACGCCAAGAGUGCUGAAUCCUGGUAUAACUUCUUCACCAAGCUCCGCCCCUUACUGUUGACUGCAUAUAAUCGGCAGUUGGGUCGUUUUGAGGACAACAUGCGGGCUCUGAGGGAGAAACGGAAUGAACCAGGGUGGAACUAUAUGGAAUAUUUUGUUGUGCAGGAGGAGCUGGCCUUUAUGUUUGAGAUCCUGGGUGUGUACGACGAUGCACUGCUGCAGUAUGAUGAGCUGGAUGCUCUGUUUACACAGUUUGCAGAGAACCAUGCAGCAGGAGCUCAUGUGAAAUGGCUGGCCCCUCUCAUCCAGCCAUGUAGCAACUGGAGUGGUCUGUCCCUCACCAAGGCCUUGAACCACCAGCUGCGGGACACCAUCAAGAUGAACAAGGCCAGUGUGUUGGAGUUCCGCAACUACCUCUUCUCUCGCCAGUGUGCUCUGUUGUUCCUGUUGAAGCGCCCAGGGGACGUGGCCCAGCGAGCUCUGGACUACCUCCAUUACACCGUACAGGAAAUGAUCGCACUCGAGGUUAGCCUCACUUGGCGCGCCCUCUGGUGCUGGGUGUUCCUCAGUAGCCUUGCAGUGCUGGAGACGUGUGAGCGGUACAAUGAGUCGUCGCGGAUCAACAAGAAUUCCCUGUGUACUGCCAGUCUGUGGGACUAUGCCAGGCGGAAGCUGAAGAAACUAGGGAGUGUGUGCGGCCUGAUUCCUGGGACCAGGCCGACGUCCAAGCAGCUGAGCUGUAGAGUGGAUCUCACCUCAGGCAUGGUCACACUGGACAGUGAAGAGACAGCACCUACUGACAAGAUUACACCUCUAGACAGACUGCGACAAGCCCUGUCCUCUGAUGAGUCUUACAAGAAACACUACCUGGAAAUGUGUGAACUUGCCAUGGGAACAUACAAACACAUCUGUCGGUUCCGGUCAGCACGGAUCAUUGGCAGGGACCUGGCUGACUUCUAUAUGCUGCUAGGGGAGCCCCACAAGGCGGAAGGUUUCCUGCUGGAUGCCAUCAAGAUGUACCGGCAGGAGCACUGGGAGCACCUGGCAGACGGCACCAUGCUGGAGCUCGCCGUCUGCCAGGCCAAGAUGGACGACAAUGCCAAAUUUUUGAAGACAGCCUGUCACAUUGCCUGCAGCCCUCACCUCAAGAUGGCCGACAGGGAGCACUACUUCAGUGAAGUGAUGAGAAUAGCUGAAGACAAAGAUGAAAUGUGCAUCCUAAAAGCCUCCAAGAUUCUUGGUUUGGAGAGCGCAGCAGUUCUGACACCAACUGUGAUCCUUCAUGAAGAUUUUGUCAUAGACACAAAGGUCUACAACCACUUCCCAAGAUCCAUCACAUGCAGUAAAAUCAACAUCUCUGUAUCUCACUGCCCACCAGAGAAACAGCCCAACUCGUCUCACUUCUCCAAAAAGAAAAUUGCCCACACACGAACUCCCAGCUUGACCAUUCACAAGCCUGAACACAUAGCAAACUUUCAGCCAAUCAGAAAGCAGCUGCCAGCAAUGAUUGACACUGUGGCCACCUAUGAGAAGAGGCAAGGGAAGAUUGUGGGGCCGGGGCUGACUUGUAAAAAUGCUCAUGAUUUGUUAAAGAGGACAGACAGUGGGCCAGGAGGGGGGAGUGACGUGGACCACACAAUGAAGGGAGAUUUCACAGUGAGCCUUCUAGCAGAGGACAUUGAGCUGAAGCCAGGCGAGAAUAAUGUGCAGCUCAAGAUGAAGACAUUGGAGAAGGGUGUGUUCUACCUAAGUCAACUGUGCUACGAGGUGAAGCAUCUAGACUUCCUCAAGUCCCUCAGUGGCUGGGACCUGUUCUUCAAAGUCGUCUGUGACCAACCAAGGGUGGAGCUGAAGCCUGUCAAGUCAGAUCACUUCAUUGCUGGGAUAAAGCAAGAGGCGACCUUGACCUUGCUGACAGGCAGUUUUGCCCUCCCACAAGGCUGCAGUGCUCAGUUCAAGACCACUGAGAACCUGGAGGUCUUUACAAGGGAAGGUAACUCUGUCCUGAAGCUCUCGCCACUGGAAGCUGAUCAGUCGUCAGGCUUUUGUACAACUGUCCUCCAUCAGACGCGACAAACAUUUGAUGGCUCUACGGAUGCCAAGCUGACAUGCCAUAUCGAUGUGUGGGACAAGAAACUUGACAUUCAUCUCAACUUUAUCCAUCCCUUCAAAGUGGAACAUGUUUUACAUACAUGCAAAGAAAAAAAAUAUCUUCAAGUCACCAUCAAAGGCAAUACCCAAACAGAAUUCCUAGUCAGUCAACCAGAGUUAUCUGCCCUCAAUUCCAACGAUGUGGAGUUGCAGCUGAUGAACAAACCAGGACAACAGAUGAAAGUGAAUAGCAGCCAGACAGCGUCCAUCUUGUGGCAGAUCCGCUGCAACAUCCCAGACAUUCCCCGACUGGAGACAGAGUUCACCUUCCUCUACACCUGUCCACUUGAUCUGCAGACCACACCCCGCAAAUACCUGUACACCUGUUGUGUGGAGAACUUCCAGACCAAGUACAUCCUGAGCUACAACGUGACACCCUCCGAGGAGGACAAGCAGUGUAAGACAGGGAAGACAGUGGCUCUCAAGCUCCAGGUGAAGAAGUGUAACGGAGGUCACGACCCUGACGAGAUGCUGGUAUACGACGUGAAGUCCGACACAGACACCUGGGCACUGGUUGGCAAGUCUACAGGAAUAUUUUCUCUGAAGGACGACUUCUAUGAGACAGUCCUGGACGUGGUGGCUGUGAAAGCAGGUUUCAUUCAUCUCCCUUUGGUCCACAUACACAAGUACCGAGCUGACCAAUCAAAUCUCGAGGAGAAUGGCAAUGACAUCCCGGAUGAUCCUCCUGAGUUUGUCAAGUUCUUCAGGGGAGAAGUGUACAACAGUAGCUUGGCUCAGCAAGUUCAUGUCUACCCUGAGAUGGGAGGGAAAGAUGUGGAGGUGUCCUUGGUAGAAGGAUAGAUGACCUUCAAUCUGUGACGAAGUAUUUGACCUUGUUGGUUUAUGUUUCCCAGAGUUUGGAGGGAAAGAUGUGGAUGCGCCCCUGGUUGACGGUAGAUGACCUCCAGUCUGUCACCUGAAGUCCUUGACCUUGUAAGGUCAUGUCCACCCUGAGAUGGAAGGAUGUGAAGUGUACUUUGUUGAAGGGUAGAUGACCUUCAGUGUGGGACUUGAAGUUUUUACCCCAUGGGACCAUGACCCAAUGAAGGUGGACAGAUUUUCUAAGGCAAUACAGUGUGCUGGCAGAGAUUCAUCAGUGAGCUGAAACAUGAUCAUGGAUGGACAUGGGUUAGAGCUGUAUUAACCCUAGAUCCCUGGUGGAUCAGGGCAAAGUCAUGGUUAUUUCAGCAAUAUGAUAAACCUUACAACCAGCUAAAGUCUAUACACUUGCUUGAAGCUAACAGGCUGUGAUGUAACGGAAAUACUGUUGUAUUGGAAGUAGAUCAAGCUCACUCAAGUCAUUUUGGUUAACAUGGAAGAUUAGAUAACCAACAUCCCAUGUCCAUCCAAGAUAUGAGAUGAAAUGUCCAUGUGGAAGGGCAUGUUUCUGCUUGACCUUUCACCCCCAAAUGAUGCCAGUGUCAAGGACACAGUUCUAUUGUAUCAUAGGGCAGUGAAUUGAGACUGGAAAUGGCAAAUUUAUCGUGCUUAUGAGAACCAUUGAAUGAGAAGGCACCUGGUUUUAGCUUAUUUAUUCUAUAUUUGGGUCAAUAUAUGUUUAUUGUACAUAUAAUUCCUGAUGAUGUUGGUGAUUUGUUGUAUAUGUUAAGUUUUGUAUAUUAACUAUGUAUAUAAAUACACAAACUGUU
Molecule: messenger RNA, 4347 nt
Organism: Haliotis rubra (blacklip abalone)
Lineage: Eukaryota; Metazoa; Mollusca; Gastropoda; Lepetellida; Haliotidae
Product: trafficking protein particle complex subunit 10-like
Exons: 22
Coding region: 83-3499 (1138 amino acids)
Biological process (GO): early endosome to Golgi transport; intra-Golgi vesicle-mediated transport
Cellular component (GO): TRAPPII protein complex
Source: RefSeq, a predicted model, not a curated record